This is a messenger RNA of Drosophila nasuta, 6192 nucleotides long. It is a transcript of the gene ZAP3, whose product is annotated as protein ZAP3. Gene Ontology annotation, molecular function: histone acetyltransferase activity. NCBI's taxonomy places the organism in Eukaryota, Metazoa, Arthropoda, Insecta, Diptera, Drosophilidae. Gene Ontology annotation, cellular component: nucleus. Gene Ontology annotation, biological process: regulation of telomere maintenance. The coding region runs from base 183 to 5426 and encodes 1747 amino acids. The record is from RefSeq and is a predicted model, not a curated record. The transcript is spliced from 12 exons.
UUGUUCAUCUCUAUUUUUCACGCCAAAAAUGGCGAUAUAAGUGCGUACGCUUAUUAUUUUUUUGCUCGGCUUUGGUUUUAUUGUCAAUAUCAAAACAUUCGUAGAACUUAUUAUAUAAAGGACGCGCCAAAAGUGAUAUAAAAUUGAGUUUAGCAAAUUGGCGAAGAGAAAAAAUAUCGGCAAUGUGGAGUCAGUGGCCAGUUGCAACUGCAGUUGCGCCACCACAACCCUCGUUGCCACCCCCACUGCCUGAUGCACCGCCUCCGCCGCCACCAUCCGAUAAUGCAACCUCUGCCACAGCGAUUCCGGAUGCAGCCGCUGCUGCUGCUGCCGCCGCGAGUUACGCGGCUACCGCAACGGCAACAGCAGGCGCAGCUAAUCCUUAUAAUCAAUACACGGCGGCACAAUAUGCGGCCAUGACGCCGGAGCAGCAAUACGCCAUGCAACAACAUUGGCAGCAGUGGCAAACUUAUCAGCAGGAAUACGCCAAAUGGCAUGCUCAAUAUGGUGAACAAUACACUCGCGAAAUGGCCGCUGCUGGCGCAGGAGCAACAGCCGCCACGCCAGCAACUCCAGCUGCAGCACCAGUGGCAGCUGCACCAGCAAUUGGACCUGUUUAUCCACAAGUUGCUGCAGUGCAGUCAUAUUUUCCCCAAGCUCAGUCACAGCCGCCGCCGCCGACAGCAGUUGCGGGCCCACCUCAACCAACCCAGGCCCAGUUGUCGGGCAAAAUUAGUGCGCAACCGCAGAUGUAUAAUCAGCCGCCGCCACCGCCUCCCCAAGGCUACCAACAACAACAACAAACAGCUCCAUCACAACCACAGCAGCCACAACAACAGCAGCAACGUCCGCCGUGGCAACAACAACCGCCGCCGGGUCGCUACAAUCAAAUGCCGCCAGUUAACUACAAUGCGAACGAUGUGAAUGCAUUUCCCAAUUUGCAGCAGCCACCACCAUCGUUUAUGCAACAUCCGCCGCCGCCAACAAAUUCAGCAGAUGCCUCUUGGAUGGGAAAGGGUGCAGCUUCCAACAAGGGUGGCAACAACAAUAGCAAAAACGAUGAGAGCGAUCACCGUUCGCGCUGGGAUGGACCGACGUCCAACGAACAGCAAGGACAGCAACGUAAUAAUCGCUGGCAAUCCAAUGACCAGGGACAACACAACAACAGCAAUAAUAACAAUAAUAAUAACAAUGGUGGAAAUAAGUCAAAUCAAUUUGGCAAUCGACGCAACUGGCAGAACAAUUCAGGCGGCAAUAACAGCGGCAAUAACAACAGCAAUAACAAUAACAACAAUAGUCGCAAUCCAAAUAAUCCGUUUAGCUCAGCACCGCAGGGCAACUAUAAUGCUGAUAAUGAUGGCGGCAACUUUGGUGGCCAAGGAUCGUCUGAUGGUUUUGGUGGCUCUGGAAAUCGUCGCGGUGGCAACAACAACAACAAUCACGGACGGUUUGAUCGUCAGCAUCAAGGCGGUGGCAAUUUUGGACAUAACAACAACAACAGUGACAACGGUUCCAAUCGCGGUCCCAAUCUGAAUAACUCUUUCAAUCAACCGCAGCAGCAACAACAACAACAGCAACAGCGUGCACCAGAUUUGGAUGAGGCAACGUUCGAUCGCUUGUUCCAACAGUGGCAGAAGCAAUUCGAAGAUUGGAAGCGCGCCAAUGCCAAUCAUCCGGAUCGUGCCGAGUAUCGUCGCUACGAGGAGGAAUUCGAGAAGCAGCGUCGUCGCAUCGCCGAGCGUCGGGAGCAAAUGCGACUCAGACGCCAAAUGCAGCAGUCGCAACAGUCCAAUAAUAAUCAAGAUCAUCAAGGCAUACAACAGCAGCAACAGCCACAGCAACAACAACAGCAACAGAAGCCGCGUAGAUCACAUUUCGAUUUGCCCGACGACGAUGGCAGUUAUGCGCAUAUGCCUAGUAGUCGACUUUAUAGAAAUGAACCAGCCGGUCUGGACUCAGCAUCGGACUUGGAGCCACCACAUAUGCUGAGCAAGAGUAUGGAGCAAACAGGAGCUAAAGAGCAGCAGCCACAAGUUGCUACAACGAAAUCACCAAAAUCUUCAGCACCACAGCAGCAGCCACCAUCUGAGAUUAAUAAGAGCACAGCUAAUUUGCUGGGCAAGCGGAGAACGGACAGUGGUAGCAACAGCAGCGCAGCCAAGCAAUCGAAACAGGAGAAUAUUUUAAUCAUAUCGUUGGACGACGACGAUGAUGAUGCCCAAUUUGUUGAGGAGCAGCAGCAGGUAGACCAAGAGGAUGGCGUCUCGACGGCUGAUACGCCUAUGAAGAAUAUAUUCAAGAAAUCAGAUGGCAUACCAGGCUUAGAUUUAGUUGCUGAUGGUUCCACUGCAGCCGGUUCGCCAGCAUCUGUCAAAGCAGCGGUAGCUGCUGCAGCAGCAGCAGACUCUUCUGGCGAGGUCAACAAGAAAAUACCAUCGCUAUUUGAUGUUGUGAUUGCUAAGCCCAAUAUCUCGCCACCAUCGCGCACUGUCUCCGAAUCCGAGGAGACGUCCGAAGCACAGCCUACGGCCAGCGAAACGAUGGCAGAUGAUGUGAGCAAUGCCCUCAAGGAUCCGGAAUUUAUGAAUAACUUGUCGCAGGCGUUGGCCAACGCGCAGGAUCGUCAACGCGAGCAGCAGCAAUCCAACGAUCAAGAUGAUAAUGCACCUGGACCCAACAACAACAGCAAUAGCAGUAGGAACAACAACAAUAAUAAUAGUAACAACAAUAACAACAACAAUAGUAACAAUGACGGCAAUAACGAUGGACGUCAGUUGUCGUUUGCCGAAUGGCAACGCAAGAAGAAUCAUCAGGACGAUGAUAACGAUCGAAAUAUGGGCAACUUUGGACCAGGUCCAGGCGGCAACAACGGGCCGGGCAAUCGCGGUGGCUUCGGACCAGGAGGUUUUGGCCCCGACCAACGGCAAAACUGUGGCCCCAACUUUGGUCCCAACGGACCUCCAUUUGGACCCAAUGGCUCACAGCUGAUGGGACCGAACUUUAUUGAUUUCGGCGGACCCAAUUUCUCUGGACCCAAUUUCGAUCGACACGGACCCGGACCUGGACCCGGACCAUUUGGUCCCGGGGGUCCGGGUGGGCCUAAUGGACCGUUUGGACGCAACUUUGGUCCCAAUGGACGCAACAACAAUCCGAACUUUUCGGGUCCUGGCCCCAAUUUCGGACCGAAUUUCCGCGGCAACAAUGGACCUGGUCCGGGACCGUUUCGACCCAAUUUCUUUGGUCCGAAUGGUCCGGGGCCUGGUCCAAAUUUUGGUGGCCCUGCUCCCGGUCCAUUUGGCAGGCAUGGAGGCAUGCCGUUUGAUCGCAACAAUCCAAACGAUGGCAACUUUGGCCCAGGACCCAAUUUCAAUGGACCAAACAAUAACAACAACAAUGGACCCAACAACAACAACUCGUUUAAUGAUAAUCCAUUCAGACGCAAUGGCGGACCACCUGCACCCAACUUUGAUGAUGGUCCAAUGGGUCGCAAUGGUCCCGGCUUUGGACCACGCGGUGGCGGUGGACAGCGAAACAGUUUUGCCAACAACGGAGGAAGCGGUGACAACAACAAGCCAUGGACUAAUGGCGCGGAAUCAUUCAACAACAACAACAACAACAACAAUAGAAACAACGGCAACAGCAACAACAACGAGCCCAUCUACCGUCCCAUGAAAGUGUUUGACUAUCAGAAUGUGAGCAACACCGCCGCCAAGGUGAUUGACUAUGGUCACAAAUCAGCCGAUGCAGCCGGGAUUCGAAUGUCAACUGGAUCAGGUGCUGGUGGAACUGUUGGUGGCCCGGUGGCAACAUCCGACUCAGCUGCCGCUGGGAUACCGGACUUUAGGCCUGUGAAUACCUUUGACUAUGGACAUGCCUCGGCAUCGGUGGGACAACAAGGAGUAGGAGCUGGAGCGCUCAAUCGGAAUGUCAACAUGAAUAGUAACAAGAAGAAAAACAAAAAGAAGAAUAAGAAUCGUCAGCGAAUGUUGCAGCAACAGCAGCAGCAACAGCUGCAACAACAGCCGAAUGAACAAAAAGAUGAGUCAAUUGAUGCUGAGCCCAAGGCUGGAAACGUUGUUGCCGGACAGAGCAACAAACCCGAUGAUCUCGAGGAUAUUUCCGAUGGAGAAGACAAUCUGGUCGAUGAAACUCCACCACCGCCGCCAAAAUUCACCAAGCCGCCGCAACAGCAGCAGCCACAGCAGUCACAGCAGCCACCGCCGUCGACACGCAAAGCAUUCCCAGCAAAUCCUCAACGACGCAUGCUAAGUGAGCCGCCCACAGCGCUGUUUCCCUCAACAGCGGCAGCCAAUCAACAGAUACCCGAACAUGUGGACACAAGUCGACUGGAGAUCAGUAUGCCCACCAAUGAGAAUCGCAAUACCAUCUCGAUCGAUGAGGUACUGCUGCCACCCGGUCGCUUAACGCGUCCCAAGCGCAUCUGUAUUAUACUGAGAGGUCCGCCGGGCAGCGGUAAAUCGUAUGUGGCACGUCUGAUUAAGGAUAAAGAGCUGGAAAUGGGCGGCGCCAGUGCGCGUAUACUAAGCGUUGAUGAUUAUUUCAUAAUCGAGAAUGACUACGAGGAGAAGUGUCCUAAGACUGGCAAAAAGAUACCGAAGAAGGAAAUACUGUAUGAGUACGAUGAGGCCAUGGAAGAGACGUAUAUGCAAUAUUUGAUCAAAUCGUUCAAGAAGACCCUAAGUGAUAACCUAUACGAUUUAAUAAUUGUCGACUGCAACAACAACUCGCUGCGGACACUCAAUGAAUUCUAUUGCCAUGCCAAAGACUCAAAUUUCGUGCCGUACAUCAUUGAUUUGCACUGCGAUGUGGAGACCUGCCUGGGUCGCAAUAUUCACAGCCGCAGCGAAAAGGACAUACGCGAGGUGCUCGACAAUUGGUGCACGACGCCGUUGCACUACAUCAAGCUGGAUGUAUCGUCGCUGCUGGAGAAUGUCGUUGAAAUGGAAGAUGUUGAGAACAUGGCAACGGAUGAUAAUACCAACAGCGAGGAGGCUGCUGCCGGUGCCGCUGCCGAGGAUGCGCCUGCUGCCGUUGUCAUCGAUGAGGACAGCAACAGUGCCGAUGCUGCCAACGAUUGCGGCUUUCUGAAAAGCAAGUGGGAAAGUGACACCACCGAGGAAAAUCUGGCUCGUCUCGACGGCACCAACCGAUUGAAACAGAAUCGCAAGACGGCAAGCAUGGCCGAAUUCUUGCAGCUGGAUGAUUGGGAGCCACCGAAAAGCGGAGCUGAUGGCAAGAAACGCGUUCGUUGGGCGGACAUCGAGGAGAAGCGUGCGCAGCAAAAGAUGCGUGCAAUUGGUUUUGUGGUUGGACAAACCGAUUGGAAACGCAUGAUGGAUCCAAAUGCCGGCAAUCGAGCGCUCAACAAAACCAAGUACAUUGAGCGCGUUAACAAACGACGCUGAUGAUCGAUCCAAAUGGCAAUUUGCAAUUGGCAAUUGGCAAUUAACAAACACAAUCCCAAUCAUCACAAACACAAACACAAACGCACACACACACCACAACUACCAAAACCCAUUGAAGUCUAAUUGUAUGUGCUCGGAAAUACAACUACCGAACAGCUCCUACUAUUUUAAUAGUUAAUAACAUGCACACAAUCCCUGUUUGUGUUGACCAUCAAAAUGUUUGCAUGCAUUUAAUGUGCGGCCAUUUUGCCAUUGGCGUGCAACAAAAAAAGAAAAGUUGUGUUUGUGAAAAGCAAACACAAUGAGCAGCAACCCAAUUAUACUAUAUGUAAAUUCCAACACAUUUUGUGCUCAAUUUCCAAAACAAAAUGCAUGAACUGUAUGUAUGUAUGUAUUAUUAUUAUUUGUACUAAUUUAAUUAUUACAUAACAUAGAUAACAUUUAUUAUUUUUUUUGUAUGCAUUUACAAGCAAACCAGCAGUCACAUCGUUAUCAUAUACAAUUUUUUAUUUUGUUUAACAAAUUGAAUGAAUUUCAUUUUAAUCCACAAAAAAAAAAGAACAAAUAUCGAAAUGCAUUCAUUCAUCAUGUUUGCAGAGAAAGCCGCAAAUUAAAAGAAUUUUUGUACACAAAACACACACACACACACAACACUAGCAAAUAUUUACAUAAUUAAAUACAUAUACAACAAUAUAAUAUAUGAAACUGAAUAUGUACAAGAAUCAAUUACGUAUUUUAAUGUGGAGAACUAGCGAGUUAUAUUUUA